CACGCCCUCCCUUUGCCCCGCCCACUGCCCGCCGUGGCCCCGCCCCCCGCCCCGCCAUUGCGGUUCCGUGUCCGGCGCGGGGUCACCGCGAUGGCGGCGGCGGGAGCGCGACGGGCCGGAGCCUUCCUGCUUUCGGCCGCGGUCCGGCACCGGAGUUCCCAGAGCACGUCGCUGCAGGAAGGUCUUGUUGCCAAAACUUCCCUGUCUUCACCUCCGUGGCCUGAAGUGCCAAAACUUCCAGAUCCAGUGGAAGAAGCCAAGUAUCAUGCAGAGCUGGUGCAGAAGGUGAACGGGAUGAUCUCGGCGGGGGAGUACGGGCGGCUCUUCGCCGUCGUCCACUUCGCCAGCAAGCAGUGGAAGGUCACCAGUGAAGACCUGAUCAUGAUGGACAACGUGCUGGAGGCUGAGUGUGGAGACCGGAUCCGGCUGGAAAAGGUUUUGCUGGUUGGUGCUGACGACUUCACGCUCAUUGGAAGGCCACUGCUGGGGAAAGACCUGGUCCGUGUGGAGGCCACAGUGAUUGAGAAGACGGAGUCGUGGCCCAAAAUCCACAUGCGCUUCUGGAAGAGGCACAACUAUCAGAGGAAGAAAAUCAUUAGGAACCCCCAGACCGUCCUCCGGAUCAACACCAUCGAAAUCUACCCGUGUUUGUCCUGAUUGAUUGGGGGGGGAAGGUGUGGCUGGGAAUCAUCAUUGCUCCAGGCAAUCAUGGAAACAAAACUGCCUCAGCAUUGGAAAGUUCUGGACCUGCUGCUGCAGUGGGAAAUGGAAACUUCUACGUGCUGUCUUUUCAAAAUAAUGAAAUAUUUUUUUGAACUGUCAUUUCAGCCUCGGUGGUUUUUAUUUGCCAGGAAGUUUUAAACACCUGGGAUCCAU
Pseudopipra pipra is the source of this 876-nucleotide messenger RNA. It is a transcript of the gene MRPL21, whose product is annotated as mitochondrial ribosomal protein L21. Lineage: Eukaryota; Metazoa; Chordata; Aves; Passeriformes; Pipridae. The transcript has 7 exons. Gene Ontology annotation, biological process: translation. Gene Ontology annotation, cellular component: ribosome; mitochondrial large ribosomal subunit. The record is from RefSeq and is a predicted model, not a curated record. Gene Ontology annotation, molecular function: structural constituent of ribosome; RNA binding.